Messenger RNA from Ricinus communis (castor bean), 2398 nucleotides. Its product is annotated as probable inactive purple acid phosphatase 27. The record is from RefSeq and is a predicted model, not a curated record. Gene Ontology annotation, molecular function: metal ion binding; acid phosphatase activity. NCBI's taxonomy places the organism in Eukaryota, Viridiplantae, Streptophyta, Magnoliopsida, Malpighiales, Euphorbiaceae. The transcript has 13 exons. The coding region runs from base 259 to 2178 and encodes 639 amino acids.
CGUUAAGAAACCAAAACCAAAACUAUGUCCACUUUAAAUUUAGCAAAAUGCCAUAAAUACAGAAUCGAAGCCGCCUCACAAUCAAACCUCAAAUUCAGACAAAACAAAAACAAUUAAUUCAUCAGAAUUUUAUUUCCCUUAGUACUUACCAUCCAAAUUUCUGUAACCAAAAUGUCAUAUUAUUAAUAGCAACCCUCUACAUAAAGAACAAAGCAACAGCACAAUCCGAAUUAACCUCAACCUUAUACACACUUUAACAUGGAACGCUGGAGUUGUUCUUGGGUUCUCAAGCUUUUCUUCAUUCUAGCCAUUACGUUACCUUCUUCUUCUUCUUCUUCUUCAUUGCCUCCUUUGAUCCUGAAUUCCACGAUUCAGCACCGAAAUUACACGGGGAUAUCUAGCUUUCGAGUGCUAAAUAGAAGAGCUUUGACUCAAUGUUCUUUCUCUAAUCCUUAUCUUCAAAUCAAGAUUGUCACCUCAGGAAAUAAUAAUAAUAAUCAUAAUUACACCCUCUCCAACGAAGAAUUUGUGAGUGUAACAGUUAGUGGAGUUUUGCAUCCUUCAAAAGAUCAUUGGGUUGCCAUGAUAUCACCUUCUAAUUCUGACGUCUCGGAUUGUCCUCUCAACAAAAUCCAAUACAUACAGACUGGUGAUCUCGGCGAUCUUCCUCUACUCUGCCAUUAUCCUGUUAAGGCAGAAUAUGUGAGCAAUGAUCCGCACUAUCUAAGCUGCAAGAAACAAGAAUGCAAGAAAUACAAGAACAAGAAAUGUGUAGUGACCAGUUGCAGUGGUACAAUAAAGUUUCAUGUCAUCAAUAUCAGAACUGACAUUGAAUUUGUGCUCUUUGCUGGUGGAUUUGAGAGUCCUUGCAUUUUGGCUAGGUCUGCUCCUUUGAAAUUUACCAAUCCAAACUCCCCAUUGUAUGGACAUAUUUCUAGCAUAGAUUCAACUGCAACAUCUAUGAAAGUAACAUGGGUUAGUGGGAGUAAAGAACCCCAACAAGUAGAAUAUGGAGAUGGCAAGAAAGUGGCCUCACAAGUUACAACGUUCUCACAAAAGGAUAUGUGCAGUUCUGUUCUUCCAAGUCCAGCCAAGGAUUUCGGGUGGCAUGACCCUGGCUAUAUUCAUUCAGCAGUCAUGACUGGACUCAAGCCUUCAAGCAACUACACCUACAGAUAUGGAAGUGCUUUAGUUGGCUGGAGUAGUCAAACUCAGUUUCGGACUCCACCUGCUGGAGGAGCAAAUGAAGUAAGGUUUCUUGCAUUUGGUGAUAUGGGAAAGGCUCCUCGUGAUGCUUCUGCUGAACACUACAUUCAGCCAGGAUCUAUAUCAGUGGUUGAAGCUAUGGCUGAAGAAGUAAAAUCUGGCAGUGUAGACUCCAUCUUCCACAUUGGAGAUAUAAGCUAUGCAACAGGAUUUUUAGUCGAAUGGGAUUUUUUCCUUCAUCAAAUUACUCCGCUGGCGUCUCGAGUUUCUUACAUGACUGCAAUUGGAAACCAUGAAAGGGAUUACAUAGGAACAGGAGCCCUGUAUGGAACUCCUGACUCAGGUGGAGAAUGUGGAGUUGCUUACGAGACCUACUUUCCAAUGCCAACCUCAGCAAAAGAUAAGCCAUGGUAUUCCAUAGAGCAAGGAAGUGUUCACUUUGUAGUCAUGUCAACCGAGCAUGAUUGGUCACCCGGUUCUGAACAGUAUCAAUGGAUGAGAAAGGACAUGGCAUCAGUUGAUAGGUGGAGAACACCUUGGUUAGUCUUUACAGGGCACAGGCCUAUGUACUCAUCCGAUUUGCUAAGUGUAGACGGAAAGUUUGCUGGUUUCGUAGAGCCAUUGCUGCUGGAGUACAAGGUCGAUCUGGUGCUAUUUGGCCAUGUUCACAAUUACGAGAGAAGCUGUUCUGUGUAUAGAGCAAAAUGCUUGGCCAUGCCUACCAAAGAUGCAAAUGGGAUAGACACAUAUGAUCACAGUAACUACAAAGCACCUGUGCAGGCAGUUAUUGGCAUGGCUGGCUUUAGUUUAGACAACUUCCCGGCCUUUGUCCCCAAUUGGAGUUUGAAGAGGAUUUCAAAAUUUGGCUUUUCACGAGUGCAUGCGACAAAGGCAGAGCUUAAACUAGAGUUUGUGAAUUCACAUACAAGACAGGUUGAGGAUAGUUUUCGAAUCAUCAGGAAGCAAAAAUAGAUAGGCUGAUAGAUAGCAGCCAGUUGUAGUUACUUCUCUAGAUGGUAUCUCUGCACAAUUUACCUUCUCCAGAAUCAAACUGGUGUUUCUCUAUACAGAUUACAUGCACCAACAUGAUUAAGUAACAAGACAACAGUGUUUCACUAACAUUAAAAUCUUCACCGCCAAAGGCUAAUUUUACAAUAUUCAGCCCAUGCAUCCAAGGCACUUGUUGCAUCAA